AGCAGGGCGCAUGCAGACUGUGCGUGGGGUGUCUGCCUCAUAUGUUGGAGCAAGGGUUCCCCUGUUCUCCUCUACACCUUCAGCCCAAGAUGGUUGAUGUGGCAAGAGCAGUGGUGUAUCUCUGCGGGCCACCGGAGAUGCUGCAGCAGAUCAUGCAGCUGGCACAGCGGGAGAACCUCACCAACGGCGACUAUGUCUUCUUCUACCUGGACGUCUUCGGGGAGAGCCUGCGGGGUGACUCUUCCCAUGACCCAUUCAAGCCCUGGCAGCAGAGCCCGGGACAGGACUCGGUACUGCGUGAGGCUUUCCAGAUGGUACUGGUGAUCACCUACUAUGAGCCCCAAAACCCUGAGUACCAGCACUUCCAAACCCAGCUCAUCCUGCGAGCUAAGCAGAAAUUUGGGGUGCAGCUCAACUACUCCCUGAUGAACCUGGUGGCGGGGUGUUUCUAUGAUGGGAUGCUGCUGUACGCCAUGGUGCUGAAUGAGACCCUGCGGGAGGGCGGCUCCAAGAAAAAUGCUACCCACAUCAUCGAGAAGAUGCGGGACCGCAAGUUCCAAGGGGUGACGGGGCUGGUGAGCAUGGACAGCAAUAAUGACCGGGACACUGACUUCAACCUAUGGGCCAUGAGUGACCCUGAGAGUGGACAAUAUGAGGUGGUGGGACACUACUCGGGUGUGGAGAAGCAGAUCCACUGGCUGGGACGACCCAUACCCUGGGUGAAGGGGGCUCCCCCCUUGGAUAACCCACCCUGCGUCUUUGAUGUGGAUGACCCCUCCUGCGAUAAAACCCCCCUCUCCAUGCUGGCUAUCGUAGCUUUGGGUACCGGCCUCACCUUCGUUAUGUUUGGAAUCUCCAGCUUCCUUAUCUUCAGGAAGCUGAUGCUGGAGAAGGAGCUUGCCAGCAUGCUCUGGAGGAUCCGCUGGGAUGAGCUGCAAUUCGGGAGUCCUGAGCGGUACCAUAAGGCAGCAGGCAGCCGGCUCACCCUGUCCCUGCGUGGCUCCAGCUACGGCUCCCUGAUGACCACCCACGGCAAGUACCAGAUCUUUGCCAACACAGGCCACUUCAAGGGCAACGUGGUGGCCAUCAAGCACAUCAACAAGAAGCGCAUCGAGCUGACGCGACAGGUGCUCUUCGAGCUGAAGCAUAUGCGGGACAUCCAGUUCAACCACCUGACCCGCUUCAUCGGGGCGUGCAUCGACCCUCCCAACAUCUGCAUCAUCACCGAGUACUGCCCGCGGGGCAGUCUGCAGGAUGUCCUGGAGAAUGAGAGCAUCAACCUGGACUGGAUGUUUCGCUACUCCCUCAUCAACGACAUCGUCAAGGGAAUGGCCUUCCUGCACAACAGCAUCAUUGGCCACCACGGCAGCCUCAAGUCAUCCAACUGUGUGGUGGACAGCCGCUUCGUGCUGAAGAUCACCGACUACGGGCUGGCCAGCUUCCGCUCACCCUGCGACGGCGAGGACACACAUGCCCUCUAUGCCAGUGAGUGCCUGCUCAGGGGCACCGGGGGAUGGGAUGGCUCUGCCUCACCACCCCAUGGCUGUGUCCCACCAGAGAAGCUGUGGACAGCCCCGGAGCUGCUGCAGAAGGGGCGGCUGCCCACCCCCGGCAUGCAGAAAGCUGAUGUCUACAGCUUCGGCAUCAUCGUGCAGGAGGUCGCCCUGCGCAACGGACCUUUCUACAUCGAGGGGAUGGACCUGAGCCCCAAAGAGAUAGUGCAGAAGGUGCGUAACAGCCAGAAGCCCUUCUUCCGCCCCUCCAUCGACAUCGGGGUGCACAGCGAGGAGCUGGCAGUGCUGAUGGAGCGCUGCUGGGCGCAGGAGCCGGCUGAGCGCCCUGACUUCAGCCAGAUCAAGAUCUUCAUCCGCAGAUUCAACAAGGAGGGCAGCACCAGCAUUCUGGACAACUUGCUGUCACGCAUGGAGCAGUAUGCCAACAACCUGGAGAAGCUGGUGGAGGAACGGACACAGGCCUACCUGGAGGAGAAGCGCAAGGCGGAGAACCUCCUCUACCAGAUUCUGCCCCACUCUGUGGCGGAGCAGCUGAAGCGUGGGGAGACAGUGCGGGCUGAGGCUUUCGACAGCGUCACCAUCUACUUCAGUGACAUCGUGGGCUUCACUGCCCUCUCAGCAGAGAGCACACCCAUGCAGGUUGUGACGCUGCUGAAUGAUCUUUACACUUGUUUUGAUGCCAUCAUUGACAACUUUGAUGUCUACAAGGUUGAGACCAUUGGGGAUGCCUACAUGGUGGUGUCGGGGCUACCGGUGCGCAACGGGAAGCUGCAUGCCCGCGAGAUCGUCCGUAUGGCCCUGGCCCUGCUUGAGGCCGUUAAAACAUUCAAGAUCCGGCACCGGCCCAACGACCAGCUCCACCUGCGCAUCGGCAUACACACUGGUCCUGUGUGCGCCGGAGUCGUGGGUCUGAAGAUGCCACGGUACUGCCUGUUUGGGGACACAGUGAACACUGCAUCCCGCAUGGAGUCCAAUGGCCAGGCCCUGAAGAUCCACGUCUCAUCCACCACCAAGGAGGUCCUGGAUGAGUUUGGCUGCUUUGAGCUGGAGCUGCGCGGGGACGUGGAGAUGAAGGGCAAGGGGAAGAUGCGGACGUACUGGCUGCUGGGUGAGAGGAAAGACUCCAAAGUCAUCUGAGCCCGGCGGCAGUGCCAGAGUCCCCAUCCCCAGUGGGGCCACCAUGCUUCCCAGCGCCUGGCACCCCAGGAUGCACCGGCACCCCCCCUGUCACUGCAGCUCUACCUGCCCCGCCCCCGCCCCCCUGCUUCAGCAGGGCUUGGGCAUGGGGGGCCAGCGGCCAUGGCACCGCCUGACCCCCUCCAUCGGCACCAGCAACGCCCACCUCCCCCCACAGCCUCUGCUGGAGGGGGGGAAAUCUGGCCCCAAUCCAGCCUGUGGGGGGCCCCCUAUCCCCCAACUCUUUGGGGUCCUGCUGCCCCUGCCCUCUUCCCCCAUGGCUCAGCUGGAUCUGAGCUGCUCCCGGGGCCUGGCUGCCCCGCAGGGCACUUUGCCAUUUCUUCUCAGUACCUGUCCCCUGGCAGAAGUUGUGCCCAUGUCACCCCCUCCCUGGAGCAGGAGGGAAACGGGGGCCCCUGCCAGGACUGACCCCUUGGCUGGGACAGGCAUCAGUGCUGUGGCUCCCCCCCUCCCCAGUCUCCCCUUCCCCUGUAUAUAGCCCCACCAGGUCAUGUAAAUACCCCCCCUCCCCAGGUGUAAAUAUAGGAAUCGCUGCAAACUAUUUUGUUGAAAUACAAACUU
Messenger RNA from Athene cunicularia (burrowing owl), 3272 nucleotides. RefSeq names its product natriuretic peptide receptor 2 (gene NPR2). Gene Ontology annotation, molecular function: ATP binding; natriuretic peptide receptor activity; peptide hormone binding. Gene Ontology annotation, biological process: receptor guanylyl cyclase signaling pathway; protein phosphorylation; intracellular signal transduction. Bases 42 to 2651 code for a protein of 869 amino acids. The transcript is spliced from 21 exons. The record is from RefSeq and is a predicted model, not a curated record. Gene Ontology annotation, cellular component: membrane. NCBI's taxonomy places the organism in Eukaryota, Metazoa, Chordata, Aves, Strigiformes, Strigidae.